Penicillium chermesinum is the source of this 534-nucleotide messenger RNA. Its product is annotated as MAPEG family protein. The record is from RefSeq and is a predicted model, not a curated record. NCBI's taxonomy places the organism in Eukaryota, Fungi, Ascomycota, Eurotiomycetes, Eurotiales, Aspergillaceae. The transcript has a single exon. Gene Ontology annotation, cellular component: membrane. Bases 1 to 534 code for a protein of 177 amino acids.
AUGGCUUCAAUUCUCACAGCAGUGGGCCUUUUCGGCACUCCCGCCGCCCCGCUCCCCAAUUACAGCCCCUUCUUCAUCGGCUGGCAAUUCGUCUACGCCUACGGCCUCCUCUCCUCGCGCACCCUGAAGCAAUGGUACGGUCUCGAUCAUCAGGUCGCUCCGCGCGAAGACUUGGCGAAAUAUGGCGAGGCUGCUGUGCGCGACGGCAAGAUUACGCGCCGACAGCUAGCGAUGCUAAAGCGGAAUGAGGCUGCCCAUGCCAAUUCGGUCGAGAAUUUCCCGUUCAUUGCGACUAGUCUGGCGCUGGCGUCGUUUGCGGGGGUUCCGGCACACGUCAUUAAUGCGGCUGGGUUGUCGUAUACGAUUGCACGGUUGGUGUAUGGGGCUGUUUAUAUUCUUAUUGAUCAUCCCACGUGGAGCCAGGUGAGGGGGCUGGUGUGGUGGUGGGGCAAUUUGAGUUGUUUAACCUUGUUGUGGUAUGCUCAGAAACAGUUCAUCGGGCAGGCAAGCUUAGCUGGAUCGAGUAUGAGGUGA